Micromonas commoda is the source of this 1443-nucleotide messenger RNA. RefSeq lists its product with no specific name. The record is from RefSeq and is a predicted model, not a curated record. The transcript has a single exon. Lineage: Eukaryota; Viridiplantae; Chlorophyta; Mamiellophyceae; Mamiellales; Mamiellaceae. Bases 1 to 1443 code for a protein of 480 amino acids.
AUGUCCGUCGAUAUAGAUGCCAUACUAAAAAUGUGGAACGUCGGGGAUGUCGAGGAGAUCGACAACCCUCCGCCGGUGUCCAUCAGGCCGCGAGGCCACCUGUCCGCCCCUUGGCACGGAGGAGACGAUGACCCCGUCAGCGGAUGGGAACCGUCGUUGCAGGCGCUCGCCGCGGCGCUCGACCGCACACACUGCAACGAGCAAUGGAAGCUCGCGUUCGCUCAUCUGAGGGCAGCGCCCCGUCGCAACUUCGCGUUCGUGCGUGCGUCGUGCUAUUCCAAGUUCGUCGAGGUGUUGGACGACCUCACGGAUGUUGAGCUGUUUGAGCAGGAGGAGCGAGACCUACUGGUGGAUGUGUUCAGGCAGAGGAUGGCGGCGCACGAGACGGAUCACGUGCCAAUGAUCCUCGACGUAACCUUCAGGAGUAAACCGGUAGCGGACAAGCAGCGGAACAGGGAAGCGGGUAAAGAGUCGGAGCUGAUGGAUCCACCGACGAGGGCUGAGAUGUUCCAGGCGCUGCGUCUGCUGCGUGGACUGUGGCUGCACUCGCCAAGGAGCUGCGAGGCUGCGGGGAAGGCCGGAGCUGUGGAGGCCCUACUACACAGCUUCAUCAAGGGCGUUCCCGAUCCCACGGAGAAUACGCUCGCUUGGCAGAUGGCGAGGGCGCUCGAGGAUUGGAAGCGACAGGUGGAGCAGGCGGAAAUUGACGGGACGCUUGAGGAUAUGAAGAAAAAAGCAAAGGAGAAGAAACCGGGCCCUCCAUUCAGGAUAUCUUGUCCGGGUGGUUUCGACGAGCAUGGCAGACCGGUAGGCAACGAACUGUUGUUCGAGUUCGACUUCGACGAUCCCGAGGUGGAGUACGGGCAGCCCGACGAGGACGAGGUGCGACUGGAGACACUGGAGGCACUCCUCGCUUUGUUAUCGGGGCCAGACCAAGAGUGCCGAAGGCAGUUCAUGAAGCUAGGUGGUGUUGCGUCGGUGGCCGAGUUCCUCGUGCCGUGGCUAUCGGAGAAUGGCGGCGAGGAUGAACCCAGUGAGCUGGUGCAGAGGUGUAUAGUCUUCGUGGGUGUUCUGAUCAGGCACGCACUUCCCGGAGACGGUGACAAGACAGACAGGGAUGACAAGGAUGAAGGUAAACAGAUGGCGGAACUGGCGGAGGCAACGCUGCGUGAAAUAAUCGGGCCGGAUGCGACGGAGGAAAUUCUCGCUGCCGCUGAAGAACUCUAUCCCGGCUUCGACAAAACCUUUGGGGAGGAUUCACCUCGUGCAGGUGUUGACGUGGCAGAACUUGAGUCUGAGUCGUUUGCACAGUCGAUGAUGGAGCAGAGUCUCGAAGCAUUGAAAGCUUCUGGGAUUGACACAGAGGCGGUCGAAGAACUCAUCGCGGGAUUCAAGCUGAAUCAAUCAUCCGAGGGCGGCGAUGGGACAGCUGAAGAACAAUGA